Molecule: messenger RNA, 1019 nt
Organism: Lutzomyia longipalpis
Lineage: Eukaryota; Metazoa; Arthropoda; Insecta; Diptera; Psychodidae
Gene: TpnC41C
Product: troponin C, isoallergen Bla g 6.0201
Exons: 5
Coding region: 377-832 (151 amino acids)
Molecular function (GO): calcium ion binding; enzyme regulator activity
Source: RefSeq, a predicted model, not a curated record
CAUCAGCACAUUGGGUGACUUGGGUGCCGUAUUAUUUAGUCUUGCCUGCCCCAUAGUGAAAAUACCAACUAAAAUAAUAUAUACAUCAUAAAACUCUCUUGAGUCGAUGGGAGAGUCUUACAAACUCAAUUGAAAAUAGUUUGUAGAUCGGUUAAGCCUCAACUUUAGCGAAAUUUUGCCUAUUUUAAAAAACAACUAUAAAAUUUUCGAGGUAGCCCCGCAAUAUCUGUGUUAAAUCCCACACUUUUUGCCACUUCGCGCUUUAAACCACCGACCACCACUUCACUCGGUUGCAUUGCAUGUCGAACUUGUUCCGUGAUUUCGGCAAUUGACUUCGACAAUUUUUCCUGCUUAGCCACCUCAAAGUGUUUCCGUAAUGGAUGAUUUGGAUAAGGAACAAGUUGCCCUGCUGAAAAAGGCCUUCGAUGCCUUCGAUCAGGAGAAACAGGGAUUCAUUGAGGCCACGAUGGUUGGCACCAUCCUGGGAAUGCUGGGUCACCAGCUGGACCAGAAAAUGCUGGACGACAUCAUAGCAGAAGUGGAUGCCGAUGGAUCGGGUCAAAUUGAAUUUGAGGAGUUCGCCACAUUGGCUGCCCGGUUCCUCGUUGAAGAGGAUGCCGAGGCAAUGCAGGCCGAGCUAAAGGAGGCCUUCCGUCUCUACGACAAAGAAGGCAAUGGAUACAUUACAACAGAUGUCCUUCGGGAAAUUCUACGGGAGCUCGAUGACAAAAUAACUGAAGAGGAUUUAGACAUGAUGAUUGAGGAAAUUGAUUCGGACGGUUCGGGAACCGUAGACUUUGAUGAAUUUAUGGAGGUUAUGACUGGUGAAUAAAUCCUUCAUCGUAUGCAUAUCAAUCGGUGGGACAAGUGCAUCUUCGCAUUAGGAAAUUUUUUAAUCAGCUGUAAAUUGCUCAAUCGAAAUAUAAAACUAAAAAUAAGUCCAUUCAAAAAUAAAUUCAGUUAUACACGAUUAUAAAUUAAUUGAAUUUAUAUAAUUAAAUGAUGCACCAGCUAUGAUA